Molecule: messenger RNA, 2137 nt
Organism: Blastomyces dermatitidis ER-3
Lineage: Eukaryota; Fungi; Ascomycota; Eurotiomycetes; Onygenales; Ajellomycetaceae
Exons: 3
Coding region: 956-1789 (277 amino acids)
Source: RefSeq, a predicted model, not a curated record
UUGGCUUUGGGUGUUGUGACGGGGGCCAGGUUUCGACUUUCUUUUCUGAUACGGAGUACUUAUAUCCAUAUCACUCUAUAGAUUUCGGGAAAGGUUUUUUCUACGGCUAGCUCAAGCUCACAAUUUUGAACUGAAUGUUGGGGUAUUUUUCUGCUUCUGUAUCCCGUACUGUACACACAACGUGCGCCGCACACGAUUAGUUGGAAUCCCCUCUAUAGCAAUGGAGAAACCACCACUUCCACAGGUAAUACGAACUGAAUCCUGGCUCGAAACAACGUAGCAGAUUAUCUCCGGCACUGAUUAAUCUGUAUGGGUUCAUGAGAUGAAAACACAACGAACUAGGUAGUUCGGUUCUUGCAUCGUGGGAUUGGGCCAGCGCUGCAUGGUCGCAUACCCUGACAGAGAACUGUGUCAAUUCCAGCUUCGAGAUUUUGUUUUCUUUCUGGUUGGCUGGCCAUCUGACAGGUCGCAUUGGUUGGCUGCUGGUUGGUUCUUCAAUCCCAGUGGUUGUGGGUUUAUUUAAUGGCGCUUGGGAGUUUGUUGGCGGCUGGUUGCCGUGGCAUCGCUAGGGUUGCAGCGGUGGGGGAGAAGCCGAAGUGGUUUCUUGCGGAUUUGCGAUCGGUUUGAAUCAUGUUUCCUUCUUUUUUCUUUUUUUUUUCGGUUAAUUUACUCAAAAUACCUUGAAGGAUCCGGAAUAGGUUAACGACGUUUGCUUGAUAAUAAUAAAUGAGAUUGCUGUAGAUCGGGUUGAAUAAACAACAUUUCAGCGGAGUCUGAGCCCAUCUGGCGACAAACAAUCGCUCUCUUGAGUAACUACUUGUCAUCCAUGCGAAGCCGAAGCGUAUAUCACCACCACUUUAUACCCCAAUCGAUAUCCCAUUCGUACCCGAUAUAAUAUAAAUCAAUCGCUCCAUCCCCGCGGGGUCCUUACCCGCCGAUUCACGACGAAGAAGCAAUGCGACUACAAACCCUCUCACUCCUCCCGCUGCUGCUCCUGACCCCAGCCGGCGCCGAUAAUACCAAUUCAGACACCUUUCCCUUCUAUCAACCGCAAUUCAACGAUAAUACUAAUACUAAUACUAAUACUAAUAAUAAUAAUAAUAAUAAUAACAAUGCAAACCUCAUCCUCCUCGAUAGCCGCAGGGCGAAGGAGGCCGCAGCACUGGCAAAGCGACAGGGGACUUGUCCAGCUGGAUUCAACAGCUGUGCCCUCCUCGGUGCGCCGGAGGCAUGCUGUCAUCCCAAGGCUGUCUGCUCGCGCGACGAUGCGAAUAUCAUCGCCUGCUGUCCUAGCGGGGCGGCGUGUACGGGCCGUUUGUCGGACUCCGCCCAAACCUCCUCCUCUGGCUUCAUGUUCCCCCAACCCGGCACCUCAGCAACCACCACGCCCCCAACAGACCCCACCAGCACCCGCCCAGUAGUGCCCAACGCCCUCUUCCCCUUCCCCAUCAUCCCCACCACCUUCUCAAACCAGGACGCCUGCGUCUCCGCCUACACAGACUGCCAGGUGCAGUACUCCAGCUGCACGGCGUCGCUGGGCGGAGUGAAUGGCGUGACGAUUGGGGGUGCGGGCGGUAUAACUGUACCAGGCGUGCAGCCGACGGCCGGGAAUCCGGUAUCCGUGUGCUCUAGUUUGAGCACGGAGGCGUGUCAUGGGUUGCAGGUGGGGUAUUGUACGGCGUUUAGGGAUGGGGUGGGAUCUGGGUGUGUUGCGGCGAGGGGCGGUGGUGGGUUGUUGUAUGAUAUUGUGGUUGGGGUUGCGGUCGCGAUUGCCGGGAUGGUUGUUUAAUAUUUUUCUUUCUAUAUUUUGCUUUACAUGACGAUGGGUUUUGUUUAUAGUUUUGUUCCUGAUUAUUUUAGCUUUUUUUUAUUUUCAGUUUUUUUUCCCCAUGUUCUGCUCUUUUACUCCUUCUUUUCAUUAUUGUCUCUUUCUCAUCAGUGCUGAGAGCUAAGGAUAUAUUACCAUGGCUCCUGACGACAAUUGUAUAUGUGAAUAUUUUAUAGCUUCCAAGUGGAAAUUCUUCAGUACUUACUGCCUUUGGCUACUUUCUAUUUCCAACCUUUUGAAUAUCAGAUAGUCCCAGUCCCAGUCAAAUCAUCCAUAUAAAAUAUAUGUCCGGCUCUACCCAGUUCCUCC